This is a messenger RNA of Styela clava, 1478 nucleotides long. The record is from RefSeq and is a predicted model, not a curated record. NCBI's taxonomy places the organism in Eukaryota, Metazoa, Chordata, Ascidiacea, Stolidobranchia, Styelidae.
ACGAUAUCAGAAAAAACGAAAACAACGGCUCCCAGAUUGAGUCCGAAAGUUCUGACGACGACGUUCUAUUGGCGAAUCUACGAGUGCAAAAUCAAAAACAAAGCCAAAUAGAAAAUGCAACCGACCGCAAUGAGUUUCGGUGGAAAAAGAAGCACUUCGAUAGACCUGAUGCAACAUUCCUCGGUCCACAAUUAAAUCCUCCAGCUGACAUGAUUGUAGAUACGCCAUUGCGUUAUUUCCGACGUUUUGAUACAGAGGAAAUGCUGCAACUUCUGACAGAACAAACAAACCUCUACAGUGUUCAAAAGAAUGGUGUUUCGGUCAAAACGAACAAAAAGGAAAUUGAGCAGAUAUUAGGAAUGUAUUUGCACAUGGGUAUAGUGCAGAUGCCCAGUGUUCGGAUGUAUUGGGAAACUUCAACAUUUUAUGAGCCAGUGAGUGGAGUUAUGUCUCGCAACCGCUUUCAAACAUUGCUGAGAACUCUACAUUUUGUAGACAAUUUGACUGUGUCUGACAACGAAAAACUUUCUGACAAGCUAUGGAAGAUUCGUCCGUGGCUAACAAUGUUCAGAGAUGCAUGCUUACAGGUUACAGCCGAGGAAUACAACUCUGUUGACGAGAUGAUGUGCCAGUAUAAAGGCACGACAAGUUCCAUACGUCAGUACCUGAAGAGUAAGCCUCAUCUGUGGGGUUUUAAAAUCUGGGGAAGAGCGGGUAUAAGUGGAAUUCUUUACGACUUUGAUGUCUACCAGGGUGGUACCUGUGAACGCACAGAGUUAGGACAAGGUGCGGACAAUGUUCUCAACUGACAUCAACAUUGCCAUAUCAUGCAAACUACAAGAUAUUCGCUGAUAACCUUUUUAGCAGCUUUCCACUCAUCCAAAAAUUAUCAGAGAGGGGAAUGCAGUAUGUUGGAACCGUGAGAAAAAAUCGCCUACCCAACUGUAACCUGGACGAUGAAAAAACAUUAAAGAAGAAAGGCAGGGGGGAAUAUGACUUCAGAGUUGAAGAAAACAAUAACAUAAUAGCAGUAAGAUGGUAUGACAACAGGGCAGUGUCACUACUAUCUUCGUACGUAGGAGUGGAGCCAAUUGAUCAAAUCAGACGAUGGGACAGACGAACGAAACAGCAUGUGCACAUAGCCAUGCCUGCUAUCGUUCAAGAAUACAAUAAGUUUAUGGGAGGUAUUGAUAAACUGGAUUCAUUUCUUGCAAAGUACAGGUUCCGAAUGAAAUCAAAAAGAUGGUAUCUUUAUCUCUUUUGGCAUUUUAUAAUGGUUGCUAUUGUGAAUGCCUGGCUCUGGUACCGCCGUGAUUGUGCUCUGCUCCAUCUUACAACGCGAUAUAUUAUGAAACGGAGACAUUUUCAAGCAGCAGUCGCAAGUGCUUUGAUCCAUGUCAAUACUGACACCCGUCGCGGGAGACCAUCGUCUGAAGUUGAAGAAAUUUGCAGCCCCUCAAGAAAAAUUUCCAUGGCCC